Molossus molossus (Pallas's mastiff bat) is the source of this 685-nucleotide messenger RNA. It is a transcript of the gene MYL10, whose product is annotated as myosin light chain 10. Gene Ontology annotation, cellular component: mitochondrion; cytoplasm. The transcript has 7 exons. The coding region runs from base 1 to 576 and encodes 191 amino acids. Gene Ontology annotation, molecular function: calcium ion binding. The record is from RefSeq and is a predicted model, not a curated record. Lineage: Eukaryota; Metazoa; Chordata; Mammalia; Chiroptera; Molossidae.
AUGCUAGAAAAGAUGCCCCUCUCUGCUUCACAGGCUGGGCGCAGACCUCCAGCCUUCCGGAGCCCGGGGACCCAGGCACCAAGAAGAGCCCGGAAAAGAACAGAAGGUGGAGCCAGCUCCAACGUCUUCUCCAUGUUUGAUCAGUCCCAGAUCCAGGAGUUUAAAGAGGCCUUCACCAUCAUGGACCAGAACCGAGAUGGCUUCAUCGACAAGGAGGACCUGAGGGACACAUUUGCUGCCCUGGGCCGCAUCAAUGUGAAAAAUGAGGAACUGGAGGCCAUGGUGAAGGAGGCUCCGGGGCCCAUCAACUUCACAGUCUUUCUGACCAUGUUUGGGGAGAAGCUGAAGGGCACGGACCCAGAGGAGACCAUUCUCCAUGCCUUCAAGGUGUUCGACACUGAAGGGAAAGGUUUUGUCAAGGCGGAUUUCAUCAAAGAGAAGCUCAUGACCCAGGCAGACCGGUUCAGUGAGGAGGAGAUCAAGCAGAUGUUUGCGGCUUUCCCGCCAGAUGUGUGUGGCAACCUGGACUACAGGAACCUAUGCUACGUCAUCACGCACGGUGAAGAGAAAGACUAGGAGAUCACGGACCUCCCCACAGUCAGAGGCAGCAAACACUGGGGGUACGGGCGACCAAGGGAGCUCCCAUGACCAAUAUGUGCAAGGAAAGGCUCCCCUUGCUUUGUGG